AGCUAGCAAAAAAAAAGAUAGCAAAACCCUAGCUCUUUCAAUCGCCCCCAACCUUCUUCUUUCCCCUCUCAAAACUGACUUACAGUCUCCCAAAUCGAACAAAACCUAAAACAUGAAUCCCCAUCACCUCCCUCUCUCUCUUAAGUUCUGAUGGAGACGAGGAAAAGGAAAAGAGAUUCAAGCGACGGCGAGCAAGGAGAGCCGCCGGCGGUUGAUGAUGACGGGGACGAAGGAAAGGGAUCAGAUAUGGAUGGCGGACAAGGGGAAAGAGCAAAGAAGCAGCAGAAAGGGAAGAGCAAGGUCACCACUGCCGGCAGGUAUGAGCUUUGCCGCGGCGACAGUGAUGACAAACAAAGG
Molecule: messenger RNA, 357 nt
Organism: Linum tenue
Lineage: Eukaryota; Viridiplantae; Streptophyta; Magnoliopsida; Malpighiales; Linaceae
Source: the annotation of a GenBank genome assembly